Messenger RNA from Dermatophagoides pteronyssinus (European house dust mite), 1661 nucleotides. RefSeq lists its product as uncharacterized. Gene Ontology annotation, molecular function: mRNA binding; metal ion binding. The record is from RefSeq and is a predicted model, not a curated record. Lineage: Eukaryota; Metazoa; Arthropoda; Arachnida; Sarcoptiformes; Pyroglyphidae.
AUCGCAUUUUUUUCAUUUGGGAAACAUUCUGUCGAUUUUAAUGUUGUUGUUUUGUGGUUUUUAAAUUCAUUUCAGUUUUAAAUUUUCAAAAAUUUUUUUACUUAAUUUAAUAAUUCGUUUCUGUUUGCUAAACUUAACACUGUUGAACAUACACAAGAAAAAAAUUGCUUUUACAAAUUGUACUUUGCAUCAAAUUUCAAAUUUUUUUUUUAACGGUUUCAUUUCUAGGUUUUUGCUUUUUGUAAAAAAAAAUGUUACAAGAUCCAACUAUAUCAUCAAGUUCAAUAAAGAAUAAUAUUGAUGGAUUUUAUUCAACAACAACAACAAUUUCAUCAUCGGAUAAUUCAAUUCUUGAAAAUAAUAAUAAUAAUGGUAAACAAGAAUCAUUUAAUUGUUUGACAACUGAAAAUUUGAAUACUGUUAUCAAUACUACUGCUGCUAAACAUGAAUUAUUUACUUUUGGUAAUAAUAAUAAUGUUGUUGUUGAUAGUUUGGAAAUUUUUGAUCCAAUUGGACAAUUUGAUGAUCAAUUUAAACCAUUUGCCGAUAAUAAUGAUAAUAAACAAAAUCAAAUUGUUGAAAAAAAUGUUGAAACAAAAUCGAUGGAAAAGGAUUCGGCUGAAACUUUUAUGCAAAAAUUAUUUGCUUUACAACAACAACAACAAUCAUUAAACAUUGCUAAUCAUAUGGAUCCUAUAUUAUCAUCAUCAUCAAUAUCAACAUCAUCAUCUUCAUUAGGUGAAAAUAAUCAAAAUGAUGAAAUGGAUUCAUGUUCCAAGCAAAGUAACAACGAUGAUGAAUUUAAAUCAAUGAUAAAUACCGAUGAUAUUGGUGGUGGUGGUGGUGAUGGUGAAAUUGAGGAAAUAGAAAUUGAAUUUGAUAACGAAAUGAUGACAAUGGCUGUUCAAUCAUCAUCUUCUUCUUCGUCUGGAUCUUCAAUUAUAACAGCAACAACUACUACAAUGGAUAAUAAUAAUCAACGUUUACCAAUAAAUAAUCGUAAUUAUCAAGAAGCACGUUAUAAAACAGAAUUAUGUUUACAUUAUCGUGAAAGAAAUUUUUGUCCACAUGGACAACGUUGUUUAUUUGCACAUGGUUUAGAAGAAUUACGACCAUAUCGUGGCCGUCAUCCUAAACAUAAAACACAACGUUGUAAAGCAUUUCAUGACAAUGGUUUUUGUAAUUAUGGUUAUCGUUGUUCAUAUAUACAUUCUGAAUCACCACGUACAAUUGAUUAUAUAAAAAAAUUAAAUCAUCGUGCACAAUUGUUUAAACGUAAUCGUAUGAAUCAACAAAUUCGUAAUCUACGUAAACAAUCAACAACAACAUCAUCAUCAUCAUCAUCAUCAUUAACAUCAUCGAUUGAUCAACAAAUUCUUUAUGAACAACAAAUGCAACAACAACAAACUAGUCAUCAUCAUCAUCAUCGACAUAAUUAUCAUCAACAUCAACAACAGCAACAUCAACAACAACGCUAUAAUCAUUUACAAUUGGCCAAUAUUGAUAUACAAUCAUUACUUUCAAAUGAUGAUCAUUGGUCACAAUCACAUUCAUCAUUAUCAAUGGCAUCAUUAUUUUCACAUUGACUUAAUCUAAUUAGAAAAAUCAUCUAUUUAUCAGUAUUGUUCAUUUUUUAUUCAUAUUCCAAAAAAAAAAGAAAA